Olea europaea var. sylvestris is the source of this 749-nucleotide messenger RNA. RefSeq names its product coatomer subunit beta'-2-like. The record is from RefSeq and is a predicted model, not a curated record. The coding region runs from base 139 to 540 and encodes 133 amino acids. The transcript is spliced from 4 exons. Lineage: Eukaryota; Viridiplantae; Streptophyta; Magnoliopsida; Lamiales; Oleaceae.
GAAUGUUUGAAGCAAGCAAAUGACUUGAGUGGUUUGUUGCUACUCUAUUCUUCUUUAGGAGAUGCUGAAGGAAUAACCCAACUUGCCUCUCUUGCCAAAGAGCAUGGGAAAAACAAUGUUGCAUUCCUCUGUUUAUUUAUGUCGGGCAAAUUGGAGGACUGCCUUCAACUGUUGGUUGAGAGCAAUCGGAUACCUGAAGCUGCAUUGAUGGCUCGCUCCUAUCUUCCCAGUAAGGUGUCAGAAAUUGUUGCUCUUUGGAGAAAGGACCUUAAUAAGAUAAAUCCAAAAGCUGCAGAGUCCCUGGCUGAUCCGGAAGAGUAUCCAAAUUUGUUUGAGGAUUGGCAAAUUGCGGUUGCUGUUGAAUCCAGAGUCUCUGGGAUGAGGGGUAAUUAUCCUCCGGCAGCUGAAUAUUUACAACAUGCGGAUAGAUCAGUAGCAAGUCUUGUGGAGUCCUUCAGAAACAUGCAAAUGAAUGAAGAACCAUUGGAAAAUGGAGGCUUGGAUCAUGAGGUAUGUGUAUGUUUUUGCCAGCUUUACUGAUUUCUAUUCAAAACAACCAAGAAGAAUGCCCUGCAUUUAAUUUUGCUACGUUUGAUCUCUGCUAUUUUUUUAAGUUUUACUUCAGCAAAGCAGCAAGUUAAUUUCAAACUGGCAAAGAAUAGUGUUACCUUUUACAUUUUCCAGAUGGUUCCAGACUCUAAUGUUCCAUACUGUAUUUUUUAGACUUUGUAUAAGUUUUCUUGUUGGAU